AUCUGUUCUCUUUAAAGCCCGAUGUUUUAAUCAACUAACAAACGCCUGAAAACCGAUACAACAGAAAGGGAGUAGUUUUUGUUUACAAUUGUUUUGUUAAUUUCGGAACGCUACCAUUGUAGAGGAGGGUCGAUAAUAAUGAAGUUACUCGUGGUUCAUAUACUUUCGCUCGGAGAGAGAGCAAAUUACGCGAACAUACACGAUGUUUUUUAAUCCGUUAACUCUAUUAUACUGCAUUUAGAGAUUUAUAUUUUACAAUUACGUAUCAAUACACACCAAGCUUACUAUAAGUUGUCAUUUAAUUAGCUGUUUUUGCCUAUUUUAAUAUUCAUACAUUUACAUGUUUAAAUAACUAACCGUACUUUAACAUAGGGCUCAAGGAAAUCAGCUAGUAAUAAGGUAUUGGACAUUGGGCGUCUCACCUUCCUUUACGGACUAUUUUGAAAGUUAGAUGACAAAUCGCGGUCCAACUACUUGGUUUGAUAGUAUAGGUAACUUAAGAACUGAAUGCCCUGCUAAGGAAAAUAACCGACUUCGAAAAAAUGUGAGGGUCUCAGCAUGUCGUCGCCUCGAAGAUUCACAUAGUGAGUUCACGGUAGAGGACGUUCAUUCAGACGGGGACUACAGAAAUUCUGUCUCGCAUCUUCUAUCAAUAAACUUUGGCCUUGACGAGAGGAAUGAAGGUGAAGUUCGUGUGUUUUAUGAUUCAUGCUCCACAACACUUCUUGGUUCAAUGGCUUUAGAGGAGUGAAUAUAAACCACUACGUCUUCUUGGUAGAUCCGGCUUCUGUGUGUAUAUUAUGUUCAGAUAAACCAACUAUAAUCCACACAGCCUACUUUUAGGAAACCUUUUUGAUUAUAUUUGCUAUAAAUAACUUCGUUUGGUGGUUCACAUAUCACUUUGUAUGUUUGUAUUGCAAAUAUAGUUUAUGGAUGCUGAUAUUGCGGAAGCAAUAGCUCAGAUACACGUUAACUACCAAAUUCCAGUACUAUCUUGAGAUAGAUUUGAUGGUUCAAUACUGUGACAUGUAAUCAUCCCACCAUACAUAAAUACUCCAUUUAAAAACAGAGGAUCACGAACGUAUAUAAAAAGUAAGACCAGUUGUAAACCCAACCGUAUUCAGUCCAACAAGAAAGCAUGUUAGCGAGGCUUGAUAAAUCUUAAUUACCGCUUUUCACAUUUAAACAACAGAUAAUUCUUCACUUUUGUUUAAAGGGAGAUCUUCAAUAAGAAAUUGUAAUCGUUAGUGCAAAAUAUCAUGUUUCACCUGUCAAUGAAGCUAGAGUGUGUUUGCCAUCAAAUGAGUGAGCCGUGUUGUAACCAAAAGAAAUGGGCACUAAAUCCGAUAAGCAAGAGAUUUUGUGUGUGUUCCAUUAAGGCUUUGCAGUGAAGCAAACAACUAAAUUUCUGAUUAGAGUAGUAACAUGGGAUGUCGUUUCAUGCGGUUUUGCACAGACAUAGAUGGUUGGAAAACGAACUACUCCACGAGUACCUACACAUAUAGUUAUAGGAAUUGAAGAAAAAAUAACGUAAAUAUACCAAAAUAAUAUAUGGAUUUGUUGGUUAUAUGUUGUUGCUGUUCAGAUUGGUAUUAGCUUCUUUUUUCAUAACCGGUAAGAGGCUAAGAAUUUAUAGCAACAUUAGAUGAAUUUAGUCAAGACAAAUAACAAUGGCAAAUUUAUAUUUGCGAAAUACCCUUGUCAAGAAUUUCAGGAGGUAGAGUCCACUGUAAAAAAAAUUAAAGUAAUAAACUCUCAGUUACCCUAAAGCAGUUCUUUAAGCGUUUAAAAUCAUUAAAUUCCAUUUUGUGAGUGAUUUUAACAGUAAUAACUUGUCGAAGCUGCUAACUAAACCCGUUACCUGUUCAGGGCCUGUAAACUCAAAUAGUUUACAAAAGCUUGCAAUAAAGACAUUAGAUAUUGGUUUCGAACUUGACUUUAUGGGCUAUCCAGUUAGUAAUUAUGGCUUGAUAACGAAGUCUACUGUGAUAACCUAUUUAUGCAGUCACGAGAUUAUUUCCAUUAUCAAGUACAUUUAACUUACGAAACUAUUAAUCUCAACCAAACUAUAAAGCUUAGUAAAUUUGUGUAACU
Molecule: messenger RNA, 2094 nt
Organism: Schistosoma haematobium
Lineage: Eukaryota; Metazoa; Platyhelminthes; Trematoda; Strigeidida; Schistosomatidae
Exons: 1
Coding region: 452-751 (99 amino acids)
Source: RefSeq, a predicted model, not a curated record